UUUACUUUCCCACAAGCGAACCCUCGAUCUCAAGGCGAAUCCGGAUUCGUUGCUUCCAUGGCGAGAAUUUCGAACUCCGAUGAGGCUUUCUCGUCCGAGGAGGAAGAAGAGCAGGUUAAGGAAAACGAACAAGCAGAAGACGAGGAGGAGCUCGAGGCUGUUGCUCGUUCUUCUGGCUCCGACGAUGACGAAGUAGCCGCCGCUGACGAAUCCCCUGUCUCCGACGGAGAAGCCGCCCCUGUAGAAGAUGAUUACGAGGACGAAGAAGAUGAAGAAAAAGCUGAAAUCAGCAAACGUGAGAAAGCCAGACUUAAAGAGAUGCAGAAGUUGAAGAAGCAGAAGAUUCAGGAGAUGCUGGACUCACAAAAUGCUUCCAUUGAUGCGGAUAUGAACAAUAAGGGAAAAGGGAGACUGAAGUAUCUUCUGCAGCAAACUGAGUUAUUUGCACACUUUGCUAAAGGUGAUGCAUCAUCUUCUCAGAAAAAGGUGAAAGGAAGGGGUCGUCAUGCGUCCAAAAUAACUGAAGAGGAGGAGGAUGAAGAGUAUCUUAAGGAAGAAGAGGAUGGCUUAACUGGAUCUGGAAACACACGGUUACUCACACAGCCCUCUUGUAUUCAAGGGAAGUUAAGAGAUUACCAAUUAGCUGGUUUAAACUGGCUCAUUCGGCUGUAUGAGAAUGGCAUAAACGGAAUUCUUGCAGAUGAAAUGGGUCUGGGGAAGACGCUUCAAACGAUUUCUUUGUUGGCAUACCUUCAUGAAUACAGGGGAAUCAAUGGCCCUCAUAUGGUGGUUGCUCCAAAAUCAACCCUUGGUAAUUGGAUGAACGAAAUUCGCCGGUUUUGUCCUGUCUUACGCGCUGUGAAAUUCCUUGGUAAUCCUGAGGAGAGGAGACAUAUUCGAGACGACCUGCUAGUUGCUGGGAAAUUUGAUAUUUGUGUCACAAGUUUUGAGAUGGCCAUCAAAGAGAAAACAGCACUUCGUCGUUUUAGCUGGCGUUAUAUUAUCAUCGAUGAAGCACAUCGAAUCAAGAAUGAGAACUCUCUUCUUUCUAAAACCAUGAGACUUUUUAGCACCAAUUAUCGACUUCUUAUCACGGGAACCCCGCUUCAGAAUAAUCUCCAUGAACUGUGGGCACUUCUCAAUUUUCUUCUGCCUGAGAUUUUCAGUUCAGCAGAGACUUUUGAUGAAUGGUUUCAAAUUUCUGGUGAGAAUGAUCAGCAAGAAGUUGUUCAACAACUUCACAAGGUUCUUCGACCAUUUCUUCUUCGAAGACUAAAAUCAGAUGUUGAGAAAGGCUUGCCACCAAAGAAGGAGACGAUACUUAAAGUUGGCAUGUCCCAGAUGCAAAAACAAUACUACAAGGCUUUAUUGCAGAAGGAUCUUGAAGCAGUUAAUGCUGGUGGAGAACGAAAACGGUUGCUAAACAUUGCAAUGCAACUUCGUAAAUGCUGCAAUCACCCUUAUCUCUUCCAGGGUGCAGAGCCUGGUCCCCCUUAUACUACAGGAGAUCACCUUAUAACAAAUGCUGGUAAGAUGGUUCUCUUGGAUAAAUUGCUUCCUAAGUUAAAGGAACGUGAUUCGAGGGUUCUGAUAUUUUCUCAGAUGACAAGACUUUUGGAUAUCCUUGAGGAUUAUUUAAUGUAUCGCGGUUAUCUCUAUUGCCGUAUUGAUGGGAAUACUGGUGGUGAUGAACGAGAUGCCUCCAUAGAAGCCUACAACAAGCCAGGAAGUGAGAAAUUUGUUUUCCUGUUAUCGACUAGAGCCGGAGGGCUUGGUAUUAAUCUUGCUACUGCAGAUGUUGUGAUCCUUUAUGAUAGUGACUGGAACCCACAAGUUGACUUGCAAGCUCAGGAUCGUGCUCAUAGGAUUGGUCAAAAGAAAGAAGUUCAAGUGUUUCGUUUCUGCACUGAGUCUGCUAUUGAGGAGAAAGUGAUUGAGAGAGCUUACAAGAAGUUGGCACUUGAUGCCCUGGUAAUUCAACAAGGGCGAUUGGCAGAGCAGAAAACUGUCAACAAGGAUGAGUUGCUUCAAAUGGUAAGAUAUGGGGCUGAGAUGGUGUUCAGUUCCAAAGAUAGCACAAUCACAGAUGAGGAUAUUGAUAGAAUCAUUGCCAAAGGAGAGGAGGCAACAGCUGAACUUGAUGCCAAGAUGAAGAAAUUCACAGAAGAUGCAAUACAGUUUAAAAUGGAUGACAGUGCUGACUUCUAUGAUUUUGAUGAUGACAAUAAGGAUGAGAACAAACUUGAUUUUAAGAAAAUUGUGAGCGAUAAUUGGAAUGAUCCACCAAAGCGGGAGAGAAAGCGAAACUACUCUGAAUCUGAAUACUUUAAGCAAACAUUGCGGCAAGGUGCUCCAGCUAAACCUAAAGAGCCUAGAAUUCCGCGCAUGCCCCAGUUGCACGAUUUCCAGUUCUUUAACAUCCAGAGAUUGACCGAGUUGUAUGAAAAGGAAGUACGUUAUCUCAUGCAAACACAUCAGAAAAAUCAGUUGAAAGACACAAUUGAUGUUGAAGAACCAGAAGGUGGAGAUCCCUUAACAGCUGAGGAAGUAGAAGAGAAGGAGCGAUUAUUGGAGGAGGGUUUCUCAACAUGGAGUAGAAGAGACUUCAAUACUUUCCUUAGGGCUUGUGAGAAGUAUGGUCGCAACGACAUAAUAAACAUUGCAUCUGAGAUGGAAGGAAAAACAGAGGAAGAAGUUGAAAGAUAUGCCAAAGUAUUCAAAGAGCGAUACAAGGAGUUGAACGACUAUGAUAGAAUCAUUAAGAACAUUGAGAGGGGAGAGGCAAGAAUCUCUAGGAAAGAUGAAAUCAUGAAAGCCAUAGGGAAGAAACUGGAUCGCUACAGAAACCCUUGGCUGGAGCUGAAGAUUCAAUAUGGUCAGAACAAAGGCAAGCUGUACAAUGAAGAGUGCGACCGUUUCAUGAUGUGCAUGAUCCACAAACUUGGUUAUGGGAAUUGGGAUGAGCUAAAGGCAGCAUUCAGGACAUCGUCUUUAUUCAGGUUUGACUGGUUUGUGAAAUCCCGGACGAGUCAGGAACUUGCAAGAAGAUGCGACACUCUGAUUCGACUGAUAGAGAAAGAAAACCAAGAGUUUGAUGAAAGAGAGAGGCAAGCUCGUAAAGAAAAGAAGCUCGCAAAGAGUGCAACACCAUCAAAGCGACCCUCAGGAAGACAAGCAAGUGAAAGUCCUUCACCGGCGAAGAAGCGAAAGCACCUGUCGAUGAGAUGAGAUCAUGUGUUUACAGAUUUGUUAAGUCUCUGUUGUUACUUAUAUAAUUAAGCUAAUUAAAAAAAAAAAACAUAGCCAAUGGAUUUCAUUCUGCUUUGGUGAAUGUUUGUCCUUGUUUGACUUGGAUUUAAUGAAAUGACGAUUAUAAUUUUGUUUUGUCGAAA
This is a messenger RNA of Capsella rubella, 3392 nucleotides long. Its product is annotated as ISWI chromatin-remodeling complex ATPase CHR11. The record is from RefSeq and is a predicted model, not a curated record. Gene Ontology annotation, biological process: regulation of transcription by RNA polymerase II; nucleosome organization. Gene Ontology annotation, molecular function: DNA binding; ATP binding; nucleosome binding. Bases 58 to 3228 code for a protein of 1056 amino acids. NCBI's taxonomy places the organism in Eukaryota, Viridiplantae, Streptophyta, Magnoliopsida, Brassicales, Brassicaceae. The transcript is spliced from 24 exons. Gene Ontology annotation, cellular component: nucleus; chromatin.